UCUCUGCCUUCUUACUUUCACCAUCACCUACAUGGUCUUCCCAUACGUUCGACAUUGAUACAGCAGCAACAAGACAAUGUCAAUUCGGAUUGUAGAAAGAGAUGAUGUAGGGCGGCUUCACUACAUCGACAUUGUCAACGAUGAGAUAACAGUAAGGGCGGACACUGGUGGCAGCAAACCAUUGCCAUUUGCCGAAACACUUUCAAAGGUCUUUCUGCCCGCUGGAUACCCCGACAGUGUUACUCCUGAUUAUUUUCGGUACCAGGUUUUAAAUGCCCUCCAAGCGUUCUGCAGUUCCCUAGCCAGUUUACUGUCAUCCAGGGCCGUAUUAGAGGGUUUUGGCGUUGGAGACCCGUCGGCUUCCGCUACGAAUGCCCUCCUUCUCACCGUCGUUCUGGACUUCUUCAGUCGAAUGACCACCAUCGUAUCUGCUUCUCUUAUUGGUACAUCCCUGAUCCCUGAAUCAAAGACCUACCGAUUCCUCGCGGACAUUCUGAAUGACGGUGCGAUCGUGUUGGAGACCCUUACGCCUGUCUUCGUAGCAGCUUCUAAACAUGGUCUGCCAUCACUGAGAGUUCCAACGCUAUGUUUAAGCGCGUCGCUUCGGUCAUUGUGUGGAGUAGCUGCGGGAGGCUCCAAAGCUGCUAUCGGCCUUCAUUUUGCCACUCCUGUAAAUGGCAAAGGAGACCUGGGAGAUCUGAGUGCCAAGGAUGCGAGCAAAGAAACCGUUUUGGCCCUUUUGGGUAUGCUGAUUGGCACUUUGAUAGUCCCUCGCAUUACAACGCCUACGUCAACGUAUACUAUGCUCGUCGUUUUGGUCUCCCUACAUCUUGUGCUGAAUUACUACGGCGUCCGGGGACUGUCGCUCAGGACCUUGAACCGUCAAAGAGCUAACAUCUUGUGGUCCACAUUCCGAGAGACCAAGGACGUCCUGUCUCCCACGGAAGUGACGAAACAUGAACACAUCUUUGCUAACUCCAGCAUUUUGAAAGAUGUCACGACGGGGCAAGAGUUGGGAUCUUGUACCUUUGCGUCCGAAGGCUUGGGAAGCAUCUUCGCGACCGGUCAUGGAGUUCUACUUUUUGAUGUGUUCAAAACUGAGCAAUACCUCUUAUGGUUCCAUCGUACAUGUAUAGACAGCUCGGGUAAAAAGUUGAUGGGUGGCGCUCCACGUAUGCAUAUUGUUUUGAAGAAGGGGCAUGGUGCCUUAGACCAUCUGAAGGCAUGGGUCCACGCAUAUGAAGUAGGGAAGCUUCUGGCGGAGUAUCCAAAAACCGAAGAUCCGACUAUGGCGCUUUGUGUCUCGUACGCCAGCGCUGUAGAACAUUUGCCGUUAUUUCUGAAGGAGCUGGCCGAGAAAACGUGGAUGGUAGAGGAGGGUGGCUUGGUGACUACCUUGCCACGAAAGCUUUUAGUAGAGGUAGACGUUGUUUCCGGUGGAGAGCCGCGGAAAGACCAAUAACCGCUGUACGAUGUUCCUCAAAGUAUACACAUUACGGAAAAUUCCGCUUAGAUUACGCAAUUUCACUUAUUCAUGACUCUGAGCCCUUCGCUUCAGAGUCCAUCAGUAGUGGUUGCCUCUCAGUUGCAGUAUAUCGCCCGCUAACCAG
Molecule: messenger RNA, 1610 nt
Organism: Guyanagaster necrorhizus
Lineage: Eukaryota; Fungi; Basidiomycota; Agaricomycetes; Agaricales; Physalacriaceae
Product: DUF647-domain-containing protein
Exons: 7
Coding region: 77-1462 (461 amino acids)
Source: RefSeq, a predicted model, not a curated record